This is a messenger RNA of Xenopus tropicalis (tropical clawed frog), 662 nucleotides long. It is a transcript of the gene plac9, whose product is annotated as placenta associated 9. The transcript has 4 exons. The coding region runs from base 240 to 533 and encodes 97 amino acids. Lineage: Eukaryota; Metazoa; Chordata; Amphibia; Anura; Pipidae. The record is from RefSeq and is a predicted model, not a curated record.
ACUCUGGAUUCUUGCCAGCUUGCUGAACAACUGGGUCUGCUGUUUGAGAACUUUAAAAAACAAUCCAGGCAGUUAUGUGAUUAUUUCCUCUCCUUCCAGUUACAGGCAGGCGGCCCCUCUCCUCUCUCCCUUUCUGUGGCAGAGUGCUGCACUAUAUCCAUCCACAGAAUUCUGCUGAUCGGAGAGCCUGAAUCUCCUUGACUUUAUUACUGGGAGUGAAUUUUAUACCUAACAUCAACAUGCGUAUUCUUCUUGCUGCUGCUUUAUUAUUGCUGGGAUUAUUGGCUGGCAGUUUUACAGUUGCAGAUCCUGUCAGUAUCCUCCAUGGACCCGCACAAAGGGGAGACUGGUGUAGUGAGCACAGACUGCUUCACAGACGUAUAGAUAUAAUAGAGGAGCGAGUAGAGAAAACAGUGGAGUAUCUUCAUUCAGAGAUUGCUUCACUGCUGGACUCUAUAUCAGGGGCGUCAUGGGCUCUUCCUUCUGCUCCUGGAUCUCCUCUCUUGGAUAUAUUUGAUGAAGAUUCAAGAUGAAGACUUUUCUCUUUUUCUAUCCCUGUUUUCCUCUGUUCACACAUUUAAUUGACUUUGUGAUUAAGCACUUUUGGAGAACAGAUAUAUUUUAAUAAACAAUGUCUGGUUCUGAUACUCUUAAAGCAUAAA